GGGCUAGGGGAGAAAUGAAGUUGUGCUAAAAGGGCUUUUAGCCAUCAAGAAGUUAUUAGGCAUUUCUCAGCCGCAAAUUAGGGAUUCUUCAUUAAUACCGAGCGCGCCCCCCCACUGCCACCCCCCCCCCUGCCCACACCAUCUCGCCCCCCCCCCCCGGUUUUGCGAAAGAGGGAGAGCCUGGGAGCCGAUAAAGGGGCUGGGGAGGCGGCAAUGUCUGCCUGCCAUCGGUGUCAGGAGCAGUGACAGGCGCAAACUUUUCCCUGUACCAUUAAUGAGCCAAUUAAAGAGUUGGGCUCCUCGCCCCGGGAGAGCUCUCCGCAGGCUGCCGGGCUCAGGCACUCAAGAGGCUCCCAGGAAGUCACCCAGCGCCCUGGAAAGCAGCGUUUCGGGGCUCGGAUUGACAGCAGACCACGGGAAGAAACGGGAUUAUGAUGAGGCUCUGCCGAGGAGCUCUGCUGCCCGCCAUGAUUGCUUGGAGUUUCUGAGCUGCAUUGGAUAAAUGCCUUCUCCCAUGUGAUUGACUCUGCUUUCAGAGAAUUAUUGGUAAAGGUUGAUUUUUCUUUUAAGAACACCUCUCUGGUCUUCAAUUUUUGUUUGCAUUCUACACAAGUGAACGGCGUGAGAGCCAUGGCUGCGCUCGGAACCACAGCGUGAUGCUCCGGAGAGAUGAAGCACAGCUGAAAGUUUCCCUUCCACCUUUGGAUGAAUUUCUGGAGUUUAAAUUGUAGGAAGAAAGGGGGGAAGAAAACAUCAUGAAAGAGAAGUCCAAAAAUGCCGCCCGGACUAGACGGGAGAAAGAAAACAGCGAAUUUUAUGAACUGGCUAAAUUACUACCCCUGCCCUCCGCUAUCACCUCUCAGCUGGACAAAGCAUCCAUAAUCAGACUCACCACCAGCUAUUUAAAAAUGAGGGUGGUUUUUCCAGAAGGACUCGGAGAAGCCUGGGGCCACUCCAGCCGAACCAGCCCGCUGGAUAACGUUGGACGGGAACUGGGAUCCCAUCUUUUGCAGACCUUGGACGGUUUCAUAUUUGUCGUGGCUCCGGAUGGCAAGAUAAUGUACAUCUCAGAGACCGCCUCGGUGCACUUGGGCUUGUCACAGGUAGAGCUGACUGGCAACAGCAUUUAUGAGUACAUCCACCCUGCCGACCACGACGAGAUGACCGCAGUGCUCACAGCCCACCAGCCCUACCACUCGCAUUUCGUGCAGGAAUACGAGAUCGAGAGGUCGUUUUUCCUGAGGAUGAAGUGCGUCCUGGCCAAGAGGAACGCGGGUCUGACCUGCGGAGGCUACAAGGUUAUUCACUGCAGCGGGUACCUGAAGAUCCGCCAAUACAGCCUAGACAUGUCCCCCUUCGAUGGCUGCUAUCAAAACGUUGGCUUGGUCGCCGUGGGCCACUCGCUGCCACCCAGCGCCGUGACGGAGAUCAAGCUCCACAGCAAUAUGUUCAUGUUUCGGGCCAGCCUAGACAUGAAGCUCAUAUUCUUAGAUUCCAGGGUAGCUGAGUUAACAGGUUACGAGCCCCAGGACUUGAUAGAGAAGACCCUUUACCACCAUGUCCACGGCUGUGACACCUUCCACCUGCGAUGCGCACAUCACUUGUUGCUGGUGAAGGGACAAGUGACCACCAAGUACUAUCGCUUCCUGGCCAAGCACGGCGGCUGGGUCUGGGUGCAGAGCUACGCCACCAUCGUGCACAACAGCCGCUCCUCCCGCCCGCACUGCAUCGUCAGCGUCAACUACGUCCUCACGGAUACUGAAUACAAAGGACUGCAGCUCUCCCUGGACCAGGUCACUGCCACCAAGCCAACGUUCUCCUACGCAAAUUCAACUCCAGCCAUAGCAGAUAACAGAAAGGGAAGCAAGUCUCGCCUCUCCAGCACCAAAUCUAAAUCAAGGACAUCACCAUACCCACAGUAUCCAGGAUUUCCCACGGAGCGAUCCGAGUCGGACCACGAGAGCCAGUGGGGAGGGAGCCCCCUGACCGACACAGCCUCCCCGCAGCUGCUGGAGCCCGCGGACAGACCCAGCUCCCAGCACCACGACGUCUCCUGCGCCUACCGGCAGUACUCAGACCGCGGCGCUCUCUGCUACGGCUUUGCCCUGGAGCACUCCAGGCUGGCUGAGGACAGACAUUUCCACACGCAGGCCUGCGACGGGGGCAGGUGUGAAGCUGGUCGCUAUUUCCUCGGCACGCCGCAGCCGGGCCGGGAGAGCUGGUGGGGGUCUCGUUCGGCACUGCCUCUCACCAAGUCGUCCCCUGAGAGCAGAGAAACCUAUGAAAACAGCAUGCCCCACAUCACGUCGGCACACAGGAUCCAUGGCAGAGGACACUGGGAUGAGGACAGUGUGGUUAGCUCACCUGAUCCUGGCUCUGCCAGUGAGUCGGGCGACCGAUACCGCCCUGAGCAAUACCAGAGCAGCCCACAUGAGCCCAGCAAAAUCGAGACUCUGAUCCGAGCCACCCAGCAAAUGAUCAAAGAGGAAGAGAACAGACUCCAGCUGCGGAAAGCCACCCCUGACCCCCUGGUGUCCAUCAAUGGCACGGGCAAGAAGCACGCCCUCUGCUUCGCAAGCUACCCCCAGCAGCAGCUGGCAGGAGACGUUUGCCGCGUCCCGACGGUUGCCAACACUCCUCCUUGUGAGCACCUCCAGCAACGAGAUGGGAAGAUCAUGAGCCCCCACGAAAAUGACUAUGACAACAGCCCCACCACGCUCUCGAGGAUGAGCAGCCCCAGCUCUGACCGAAUAUCCAAGUCGAGUUUGGUGCUGGCUAAAGACUACCUGCACUCAGACCUGUCCCCUCACCAGAACCCGGGGGAGCACCCAGCAGCCUCCCCCAAUUACUACAGCUCGCACAGGCAGUACUUUGACAAGCACUCUUACACCUUGACUGGCUAUGCCCUGGAGCAUCUAUAUGACACUGAGACCAUUAGAAACUAUUCCCUAGGCUGCAACGGGUCACACUUUGAUGUGACUUCUCACUUAAGGAUGCAGCAAGACCCUGCACAAGGACACAAGGGCACCUCUGUUAUAAUCACCAACGGAAGCUGACGCUUUUGUUUUUGUGGUCUAAAAACUUCUGUCCUUUAAACAAAAGAUAACCUUUGAGAUCUAAUUGGAAGAUACUCUCUGUUUUCAUGCCCUUGUCAUUACCAGCAUUUGAUAUACCACAGUGCACUAGAAAGAAUAAUUUGAGGCUUGGGGGGAUAAGUUAAAAAAUAGAAAUGCCCUGGCAGGCAGGGUGAGAAUGAAAGGAGCUAAAUGCCAAGCUGGUGCCAUGCAUGCUGAGAAGGAUGGAAGAGGUCUAGGCAGGGAAUGCUUGGAGCAGGCUGACAGAGCAAUCUUUGUACCUUGUGCAAGGGGUGGUUGUUUGGAAAUGCUGCCAUGGGCAGACCUGAACUGUGUGUGCCCCACGGGUCCCAGCCAACCAAACUGCUAUGCACUGUUUCUGGACAGAAAGCUGGGAGGUGUUCCUGCAAAACACACAUCAAAAUGUGUGUUUCAGGGGAGCUGCUGAUUCCCCAGGGGCCAGGUGUGCUGGGCUGGUGAUUCCCUAGGGGCCAGGUGUGCCAGGCUGUUCCAUGGUGAAAAGCUUCCAUGGCUAAUCAAGGUGAAAUCAGAAAAGGGAAGAAAGAAGAGAGAGCUACUCCUGUUAUUUCCUUGUGUACUCACAGGCAUAGCUGCUUACAGGUGCUUGAUCUGCAAUGAGUCCAGUGAGCAGUGUCCUUAUCAUUAGCAGGAUCAAGUAUUUAUUGCUGCUGUAUUUGAAAGAAAGAGAGCCUUUCUCAGCAGGGUUUUGAGGAGUACAUGGGGCUUGGCCAUCUUGAUGUAGAGGUUGGAGAUUGUCCUCAUGUUUAUGGAUGUUCUGGGUGGGUAAUAGAGUGAAAUGGAAAAAACAAUGUUGGGAGAAACAGGCUGGGAUUAGGAGUGGUCCAGGCUAGCACACACAUUUAAGCCCAUGGUUAUGGGUGCCCUAUAGUAAUGAUUAUAAAGCAAGGAAAAGUUGUUUUAAGUGGCCAAAUAGUUAAGAAUGAAUUUGAAACACGGGAGGAACUCAAUAGAAUUGUGGGAAUUUUGCUGUAAAAUACAAAAGAAAUUGCAUAAGUGCAAACUUAGAGGUGGGAAUAGGCAAAGCCUCUCUUGUGGUUUGUCCUGAUAAAGUUUUGGAGUAAAUUAAGAAAGCUUAGGAAAUUGUAACUCCUCUGUCUGAGAUAGAGGAAAAUAAUAGGUGUGACUUGGAGGAAGAGCUGUGCAUUCUUUUCUUGCUUGCAGCAGAGGAUCUAAUGAGCAUCAGAAGAUAUUAGGGAUGUCAAAGUCCAUCCUAAGUGCAUACAUAAAAUACUGAGGGGAGUCAGGGUUCUGAGAAGCUGAGUUGUGUCAAGUGCUGAUAGUCUCAGGGCCUGUCCUACAGUCACAGGAGACAUCAAAGGAGGCAGAGAAAUGCUUUGCAGUUUUUAAUGACCUCAUGAACAGAGAGGCACUAAUUGGUUGGAAAAGAGUAAACAAGAAACAUGUGCUAAAAGAAAGUCAGCUGGGGCAUCUGGGGGCAUCCCUGCUGGUCCUGCCCUUCUCUGUUUUGGUGUUUAGAUGAAGUGUCCAAGUGCCACAGGAGCAGGACCACCUCUCCCUAUCACACCAGUGUGGAGGUGGUGGGAGUUGAGGUGAUUACUGAAAUGAGAUUAGCAUUAAAUGUGGCUUCAUUUGUCCCAUUAGGGAGCUCAACAUAUGGGCCUGAAUCAUCAGUGGGCCUAAAUCUAAACCAGCAGGCUAUGAGCGGGUUAAAAAUAUCUUAUUUUCAAAUAAAACUAAUCAGAAGCAAAAGCUAAACAAUAACAUCAUAAGUAGAGAUGCACUUGAAAGCAGAGGAAAUUACCUCUCUGAACUUGGACUGUUGUGCAUAGUCCUGCUCCCUCCAAGGCAGAUUGUGAAUCUUGACUUGAGUAGUACCUUGCUCCGUGAGCAACCUUUGUUGAUCGCUCCUGGUGAAAUGUACAUUGGGCACAAGGCAGAACAACACAGUCUGGUCCUCAUUAUCCAAACCUCAGAAUAGCAAAGGUGGAACAGAGCUCAGCAAAAAGAUAAAGAGACUGGAAGCUCUAAUAAAAACUUAAAAUAAA
Pogoniulus pusillus (Red-fronted tinkerbird) is the source of this 5122-nucleotide messenger RNA. RefSeq names its product SIM bHLH transcription factor 1 (gene SIM1). Bases 756 to 3056 code for a protein of 766 amino acids. Gene Ontology annotation, biological process: regulation of transcription by RNA polymerase II. Lineage: Eukaryota; Metazoa; Chordata; Aves; Piciformes; Lybiidae. The transcript is spliced from 13 exons. The record is from RefSeq and is a predicted model, not a curated record. Gene Ontology annotation, molecular function: protein dimerization activity; DNA-binding transcription factor activity, RNA polymerase II-specific; RNA polymerase II transcription regulatory region sequence-specific DNA binding.